AGAUUGUAAGAUGGCGGACUGCGAGUCGGAGGUGCAGCGUCCGUCUACGAGGGAUGACGGAAUGAACACAACAGUGACGGUGAUGAACAACGGGCGGGUGCCGCAGCACCCGAGUCCCUCGGUGAAUCCCUCCGCGCAGGGGCCGCGGUGCGUUACGAUAUACAAAACGGAAACCGGGUUCGGUUUCAACGUGCGCGGUCAAGUCAGCGAAGGUGGACAGCUGAGGAGCAUCAACGGGGAGCUUUACGCACCGCUGCAACAUGUCAGCGCCGUGCUACCCCAAGGAGCCGCCGAGAAGGCCGGAGUACGCAAGGGUGACAGGAUCCUCGAAGUAAAUAACGUGAACGUCGAAGGAGCGACGCACAAGCAGGUCGUGGAUCUGAUAAAAUCCGGAGGUGAUGUACUCACCCUGACAGUUAUCUCCGUCACGCCCCAGGAAGCUGAGAGGUUGGAGCCGAUCGAGGACCUGAGCUACGCGUCUGUCGACUACAGCGAAAAGCGAUCCCUACCGAUUAGCGUGCCGGAUUAUCACGUCCGAGAACGCAAGCACGAACGAUAUGUCGUCUUCAACGUACACAUGGCAGGCAGGCAUCUGUGUUCACGGCGGUAUCGGGAAUUCGCAGCUCUUCACAUGGCCCUCAAGAAGGAAUUCAUUGGAUUCAAUUUCCCGAAGUUACCUGGGAAAUGGCCCUUUCAGUUGAGCGAGCAGCAAUUAGACGGCAGGCGCCGUGGGCUAGAACAGUAUUUGGAAAAAGUGUGCGCAGUUCGCGUUAUCGCGGAAAGCGACGCUGUGCAAGAGUUCCUGACUGAUCGCCUGGAAGAAGACGGUGACCAGGGUCCAGCAGUUGAUCUCAAGGUACUUUUGCCUGAUCGAGAGGUGGUCACAGUGACUGUGGCAAAAGCAGCUAACGCAAGGGACGUUUACGACGCCGUAUGCUGCAGGGUUGGCCUUGAUACGGACACAGCAAAGUACUUCUACCUCUUCGAAAUAGUCGAGUACAAUUUCGAACGGAAACUCCAACCACAUGAGCAUCCGCACACUCUCUACAUCCAAAACUAUUCGACGGCUAGCGCGACCUGUUUGGCGAUCAGAAGAUGGUUAUUCACACUGUCAAGACCACUAAGUGAACAGUCACUGACUUGGAUAUUUUGGCAGGCUGUAGACGAAGUCAACAGAGGGCAUAUUAGUGCCGGCGAAAGAUUGUAUCAGUUGAAAGCUCUACAAGAUGCAUCGAGGAAACACGAAUACCUGAAAUUGGCACGAGAAUUGAAUGGCUAUGGCGAUGUCGUAUUUCCGCAUUGUGCGUGCGAUUCGAGAAAAGAGGGACAUGUGGUGGCUGCUGUAGGUGCGGCCGCGUUCAAACUGCACGCGUGCAAGGAGGAUGGUACCCUCGAAUCACAAGUUGUAGAGUUUCAAUGGAAUUCUAUAGCUCGGUGGGAAGUUGACGAGGAAAGCAUGGCAUUUUGUUUUCAGUACACAAGACCGGACAAUAGACCACCCCGUUGGUUGAAAGUCUUCACGCCUUACUAUACGUUCCUUUCUGACUGCUUCGAUCGAAUAGCGGAAGAAGCCAAGUGGGAUGAUCCCGGAGAAUGACACAACGCCCAAGUGUAAACGGUUGGCUUUCAUUGAAAUAUUACCCUAACAUUAGAUAAUGAAGACCUUGGAUAUAUAAAAAAAAAAAACACAUUUGACAGACACGUAGAUGAUAUGGUAAGGUAUUGAAUAUGCCAGCACUUCGAUUUACAUUGGCCUAUGAAGUUAAGGCCCUGGUGAACAGAAACGGUAAGACUUAAUUGUUAAGAAACUUCAAGUAUUUGAUGCUGUGUUCGAAUAUAUUCAAAAAGAACGUCGUAGUCGACCUCACUGUCUUUCGAUCUCGGGAUGAUUGUUCCAGUAUAACAAAGUAGCCAAUGGACGUAGUUCCACCAUAUUAUAUUUCUUUGUUUCAUUUCCUUCUCAUAAGCGUUACGUAUAACUUGAAUUAUGGUAGUGUGAAAAUCUAGAUACAUACCUCUUUCCUCGGAACGGCGCAAGUAUUUUAAUGUUCAGAAUUGUCGUUACGGGGUAUAAUUAAUAAUAACAAUAAUAAUAAUGAUAAUAAUAAUAAUAAUAAUAGACUUUAGACCGGCGCUGAAGAACACCAUUACCCAUUACCGUUACCGUUACAAAGAAGAUACAAUAUUAAUAUGAGGAAACAAAUGAAUGAGGGAAUAUAUAAAUGAAUGAUUAAAUAAUAAACAAAUGAAUACUCUUUCCUAAUGAAUAUAUAUAAAAUGAAUAAUAAUAGUAAUAUUAUUGAUGGUAAUAAACAGAUUUUAGAUGAAAAUAUGUAGCGAAUGAAUAUAUUCUAAAUUGUCGUUAAUGUUUUAAAACUUUAUUGAUAGUUGACACAGGUUAGUGAAUCUGUGUGCGACGUAAUAAUGAUCAUUAUCAAUUAUUAACUGAUCACCUACAUACAAACGUUGAAUAUACCUUGUAACUGGUUCGAAAUACCUUACAACAUGUUCGUUGAAUUAGGUAGAUAGGCAUUAACACAAUGGCCUAUUUAAAAAAGAAUAUACAAAUAAAUGAAAGGAAAAAAACAAGAAUUAAUAAAUUUUAGAAAGUAAAAGUCUACGAAUAGUAUACAUUAAAUUAUUAUUUAUUAUCGCCGCAUAAUAGGAACCUACACCUAUACAUGAUAUGAUAUCACGGGUAGCGAUACUGUUAAAUAGCUAUUGCCUAGCUAUUGCCAAAAGUCGCGGUUGCAAUUUAAAACAUUCAAGCAUCUGCAAUUAUCUUUGUUGGUUUUCCCCGUGUUGAUUAGUGAUUAUUUACUUGACAUAUACUUACACUAAAAGUUAUACAAAUGUUUUAACAGCAUCUGCAGCAAGCUAUUUCAAGUAUUCUAAUUAUUUUCAAGUGAAUUAUGAAUUUACUGAUCUGACUGUAAAUAAGAUUUAGAUAAGAGAAAAAUAUGCUAUACGAUUAUCUUUAUACAAUAAUAUUAUUCAUUUUUUCUUUUUACUCCUAUUUUUGGUUAUAGAUGAUUCAUGUUUGAACACUGUAACAGAUGUUUUGUUCCUUUUUAUAAAAUGAAAAACAAAAAAAAUAAUUAAAACAAUUAAUAAGUAAUAGUAAGAUCGAAUUCUGCUACGUGAGGAAUCUUGGGUGUAAAAUUUACGGGCAGAUUUCUUGGAAAGCCUCGUCAAAUUGUAUGUAUGUAUUAAACAUGAAUCAAAGUGGUAUAAUGAUGGUGAUGUACCUACCUGAAAAAUUCGAUAUGCUGAAAAAUUCUUGUAGAAAUAAGAAAUUCCUUAAAAAAGAAUGAAUAUUUAAAAUACCUAUGAAUAAAGUAAUAUUAAUAUAAUAUUAGAAGCUGGAAUAGUUGGCACACGUGAAAAAGAGAGAUUUUAAAUAUGGUACAGAGAAAUUAUAAUGUUGAGUAUAAUAACGCAAAAAACAUCACCCAUAUUCCUGAAUUAUAAAAAUUUCCAUGGCUUUUUGUGAUGUAUUAUUGAAAAUAUAAUAUUAGUAUAAUAAUGAUUAAUUUACUCGUAUAGUUAUAGUUAGUAAGACCAUAUCAUUAUUAUUAAUAUCUUGUAAUUUAGAGACUAGUUAUUACAGUGAUAAUAAUAAUUUUCUUCGCGACAUAUGUCGCGCCUUAAUCGAGAUACAUAUUUAUAAUACAUAUACAUAUAUAAAUAUAUAUUUCGCUUAAUGGAAUGUUUGCAUCGUCUUAAAAGAAAUUUUCUUCUACAUAUUUAUAGUUUACCUCAUUUAUUCCUUCUAAAUUGUAAGGCUUUGUGGUGCUUAUUGAUUUACAACUUAUUAAGUUUCUUACUGUACCAACCAAUAUGUAAAGAACGAACAAAUAAAUAAUUUUAAGAGAUUACAAAACCUC
Neodiprion fabricii is the source of this 3887-nucleotide messenger RNA. It is a transcript of the gene Snx27, whose product is annotated as sorting nexin-27. Bases 11 to 1597 code for a protein of 528 amino acids. Lineage: Eukaryota; Metazoa; Arthropoda; Insecta; Hymenoptera; Diprionidae. Gene Ontology annotation, molecular function: phosphatidylinositol-3-phosphate binding; protein binding. Gene Ontology annotation, cellular component: early endosome. The transcript has 7 exons. Gene Ontology annotation, biological process: signal transduction; intracellular protein transport. The record is from RefSeq and is a predicted model, not a curated record.